This is a messenger RNA of Pestalotiopsis fici W106-1, 2745 nucleotides long. RefSeq lists its product as uncharacterized. Gene Ontology annotation, molecular function: voltage-gated chloride channel activity. Bases 1 to 2745 code for a protein of 914 amino acids. The transcript is spliced from 2 exons. Gene Ontology annotation, biological process: transmembrane transport; chloride transport. Lineage: Eukaryota; Fungi; Ascomycota; Sordariomycetes; Amphisphaeriales; Sporocadaceae. Gene Ontology annotation, cellular component: early endosome; membrane; Golgi apparatus. The record is from RefSeq and is a predicted model, not a curated record.
AUGGCCACUAGGAUAUCAGUAGGAGAGGAAGGUUCGUCGUCCUCCUCGCACUCCUUCAGCGACCAACCGCCGCCGCGAGCGCAUCAGCGGCGCCCCGAUCACGAUGCCGGCGAGGAAGACGGCGACGAUGACGACCUUGAUCUUUUCUCCGCGCCCCAAGAUGGCGAUCUCCUCGGGGACGACCCAAUGAGCGAGCCCAUGAGCUUCAAGAGGAAACAAAAGCAGAACAAGACGGUACUGUCACGCCCGAGCCGCUUGCUCUCGGCGAUCACAGGCAACCGCCUCGGUACACCCCCUCGAUCGCCGAACAUGUCGGGUGGUAACACGCCAACCCGCCUACAGGGGCUCGGCAUCGAUACCCCGACGCGCAGUCAGACAGGAGGAAGCAUAAUCAACGGAUCAAAAGAUGGAAUACCCUUGGACUGGUAUGUGGAAGGGCCUGGGCGACGAGUAGGCUACGAAGAUCUUACGGCCAUUGACUGGAGCUUUGAGUAUACAAAAGAAAGACAGCGAUUACGAGUAUUGUACUCCAGUGCCACUGGGUUGGUGGGUUACAUACAACAACUUCUCGACGCAUCCCAGAUAUGGUUCAUUCUUGUUUUCACUGGCAUUGCCGUUGGCGCACUCGCUGCAGGCAUCGAUAUUGCAUCCGACUGGCUCGCCGAUCUAAAAUCAGGAUAUUGCGCGUCCGGGCCAGACGGCGGCGCCUUUUACUUGAACCGGAAUUUCUGCUGUUAUGGAUACGACCAGGGCGCAAACUGUGUAGGCUGGAAACCUUGGGCCACAGCGUUGGGUAUUACCAGCGCUGGCGGCAAGUGGUUCAUUGAAUACUUCUUCUUCCUCAUGCUUUCAGUCACUUUUGCCCUGUGCGCGGGAGUCUUGGUCAAGGAAUACGCGAUUUAUGCCAAGCAUAGUGGAAUUCCCGAGAUCAAGACCAUGCUGGGAGGAUUCGUUAUCAGGAGAUUUCUUGGUGGUUGGACAUUGCUGAUAAAGAGUUUGGGCUUGGCCCUUGCUGUUGCGUCUGGCAUGUGGUUAGGGAAAGAAGGUCCACUGGUCCACGUAGCUUGUUGUUGUGCAAAUCUACUCAUCAAGCUUUUCCCCAGUGUCAACGACAACGAGGCCCGAAAGCGCGAGGUUAUCUCGGCAGCCGCGGCAUCUGGCAUCUCUGUUGCUUUUGGAGCCCCUAUUGGAGGUGUGCUCUUCAGUCUCGAGCAACUUUCAUACUACUUUCCCGACAAGACCAUGUGGCAGUCAUUUGUCUGUGCCAUGACUGCGGCCGUGAUGCUGCAAGCCUUUGACCCAUUCCGUUCUGGCAAGCUCGUCUUGUUUCAAGUCAAGUAUGGAUCUGGCUGGCAUGGGUUUGAAAUGAUCCCAUUUGCACUGAUAGGCAUCAUGGGCGGCAUCUAUGGCGGUCUGUUCAUCAAAACCAACAUGGCCGUGGCCCGUUGGAAAAAGUCAACCACUUGGCCUCUCCCAGGUCCACUAACCCAAGUCGUACUCGUUGCGCUGCUCACAGCGCUUAUCAAUUACCCAAAUCAUUAUAUGCGAGCACAAUCGUCGGAGAUUGUCUCUUCGCUGCUUUCAGACUGCACGCAGGUUCUCGAUGAUCCAUUUGGACUUUGCAAAACCGGUAUAGCGACAGCCGGUACCAUUGUUCUUCUCCUCUUUGCUGCCGUGCUUGGAUUUUUCUUGGCUUCCAUCACGUUUGGUCUGCAAAUACCCGCUGGUAUCAUCUUGCCCAGCAUGGCCAUUGGCGCACUCAGUGGUAGAGCUGUGGGUAUCAUCAUGGAGAUUUGGCAACACAAUCAUCCAGGCUUCAUCGCAUUCAGUAAAUGCGAACCCGAUGUCCCGUGCAUCACACCAGGUGUGUAUGCCAUUAUCGGUGCUGCCGCGACACUUGCGGGCGUCACUCGCAUGACUGUCAGCAUUGUUGUCAUUACCUUUGAGCUCACGGGCGCGUUGACCUAUGUCUUGCCCAUCAUGAUUGCUGUCAUGUUGUCGGUAUGGGUUGGCGAUGCGUUUUCUCGCCGCGGAAUCUAUGAAUCGUGGAUACAUUUCAAUGGAUAUCCCUUUCUUGAUUCAGGUGAUGACGGGCAUGGUGCUCAGAGCGUCCCGGAUAUCCCGGCCGGCCAAAUUAUGACACGCAUCGAGGAUCUAGUCGUGCUCACGGCCACCGGUCACACCAUUGCCUCUCUUCGUAAUGUCUUGGAGUCGUGUGAAUAUCGCGGCUUCCCAGUGAUAUCGGAUCCUCGAGAGGCGGUCCUCUUGGGUUAUAUUAGUCGUUCAGAGCUAGUUUACAAUCUCACCUCGGCAACAUCGCCACCCCGUAAUCUACCUCCGGAAACAGAAUGUUUCUUCUCGCACCAACCCCUCGCGGACCCGAGAAGCACGCUCGACCUCAGACCCUGGAUGGACCAGACGCCCCUCACCUUGCCGUCCCGCAGCUCCCUACACCUCGCCGUGACCUAUUUUCAAAAGCUGGGCGUGCGAUAUGUCCUCUUCACUGAGCGUGGCGAAUUGGUCGGGCUCCUCACCAAGAAAGACUGCUGGUUUGUCUUGAACGGGGCCGAAGAGUCACGGAAAGAUCGCCAGGGCCUGCAAGAGGACGGCAUCGGCGUCGGUGGACGACUGGGACGUACUAGAGAAGACGGUGAUACCGUGGAAGAGAGAGGGCUACUAGGCCGAGAAGGAGGAGACGCCGACGAGACUGCCAGCCCCAUUAUAGACCGAGAUGGAAUAUUAUGA